Diabrotica virgifera virgifera (western corn rootworm) is the source of this 2833-nucleotide messenger RNA. Its product is annotated as calpain-9-like. Lineage: Eukaryota; Metazoa; Arthropoda; Insecta; Coleoptera; Chrysomelidae. The transcript has 16 exons. Gene Ontology annotation, biological process: proteolysis. The record is from RefSeq and is a predicted model, not a curated record. Gene Ontology annotation, molecular function: calcium-dependent cysteine-type endopeptidase activity. Gene Ontology annotation, cellular component: cytoplasm. Bases 257 to 2659 code for a protein of 800 amino acids.
CGACGUUCGUGGGUAUCGUAUCGCGCUACUGCAUCCUCACCAGUCCGUGAACGAUAACGUGUAAUGUACUUACCGCUACCGUUAACAUUUUUACUUGUUCUUUUGUUUUCUAUUCUAAUUAUCGACUUUUGAUAUUAAAUAUAAUGCUACUUAACGUUAUUCUGAAAUGACUUGUAUGUGAUUGUUAACAGAAAGGAAUACGUGACCUAGUCUUAAAGAUGAGAACCACUAGAAAUUAGAAUGUAAUAAACUAAAAAUGCCGCAAACUCUUCUGAGGGGAGUUGCUCAUCAGAACUACCAAGAGUAUAAUAAUUAUCCUUGUACUAAAAUCCACAAUGGACAAAAUGGGUUUAUACCCAAUGGCAAGGCUGGGCAAAACGGACAUUACAACUAUAAAGCAUAUAUCAAAAAUCACAACGGCUAUGCCAACGGUUACAACAACCUUAAUGGUCGUACUAUUCAAAAAGGACCCAUAAAAGAGAAUGGACUUAAUUCCAAUGGAUGCAGCUCAAUUUUUCAACCACAUAAUUAUUCAGGAACUAAUGGACAUGCAAAGGCGUAUAUGAAUGGACUUGCUACAAAAUUAGAAGAAAAACAAUCCACGCUUUCCAGGUGUUGUACUGCUGAUCGGCGAAAAAAAGCUUCAAGUUUUUACGAUAUUAAACGGUCAUGUAGGGAGCAAGGUCGUCUUUAUGAAGAUCUUGAUUUUCCUGCAAGUUCUAAGGCACUUUACCACCACAAAAAACCAUCUUUAAGUCCUAUUGUCUGGAUGCGUCCACAUGAAAUCUGUCAGCGACCACGUUUUAUCAAUAAUACCUCUGACGAACCUCACAGAAAGUGUUCCAUUGAAUCUGGAGAGGUUGGAGACCAAAGAUUAUUGGCUGCUGUAUCUUCUUUAGCAUUAACACCAAAGUUGCUGGAACGAGUAGUUCCACCUGAUCAAGAUUUUGAUACGGCUAACUCAUAUUGUGGAAUUUUUCGUUUCAGGUUCUGGUGUUUUGGUGAAUGGAAAGACGUAUUUAUUGAUGAUAAACUACCAACUUAUAAAGGAAGGCUGGUUUAUUUACAUUGUGCAAAUAAUUCAGAGUUUUGGGCGGCUCUUUUAGAAAAAGCAUACGCAAAACUCUAUGGAUCUUACGAGCAACUGUUAUAUGGAUCCACUACAAGAGCUCUACAAGAUUUAACAGGCGGUAUAGUUCAAAGUUUUGGUUUAUCACAUCAGGAUCGAUUUCUUACAUUUCAAGUAUUAAAUAGUGCAGUUCCAAGGUCUAGUCUAUUGAUAGCUACUAUUACACAGGAAAAAGAACCAAAAAGACAACUCAGGUUACGAAACGGACUCAUCACGCAGCACGCUUACAGCAUCACAGGCUUAGCCAGAGUACGAGGAGUCAAUGGAGAAGUUCCACUAGUCAGAUUGAGAAAUCCCUGGGCAAAAGGAGAAUGGACUGGCCCUUGGAGUGAACGUUCAUGGGAAUGGGAUGGGCUAUCCAAUAGGGAUCAGGAUCUAUUAAGCAUAAAGGUCACAAAUGAAGGGGAAUUCUGGAUGUCUUUUGAAGAUUUUUCACGACAUUUUACCCAACUCGACUUGGUUCAUAUAGGUCCAGACGAUUGGAUGAUGGAAGGCUCGCUACACUCAAAACAACCCUGGAGGGCAGUCCUAGCAAGAAGAAGAUGGAGAGCUGGCUAUAAUGCUGGAGGAGGACCAUCGAAUGUUGAUACAACAGCGAUGAAUCCCCAAUUCCAUGUGCAAAUUCCUAGAACGUCUUCAAACAAAUGCCACGUGGUCGUUUCAAUCACUCAAUAUUAUGAAACUAAAGAAUUUGAUGUGAAAAAGAAAAAAGCUCUUUUUGCAAUAGGUUUUGCAGUUUAUGAAGUACCAAAUUCAAUGCAGAGAUUAACUUCACAUUUCGUCAGCGAUCAGAAACCGUUAGAUGUAACAAAUCAUUCGAUAGCGAGAGAAGUGGUUACUUUCUUCACUUUACCAUCAGGGGAUUAUAUCGUUGUACCUCAAACCAACAUCCCAAAUUUAGAAGGAAAAUUUUUAUUAAGAAUAUUCACCGAUGAACAGAGCGUUAUAUGGGAAGUAAAUGAAGAUAAUAUGCUUAUUAGAAACAUUGCAUCUGAGUUUGUGGAUCAUUCGGGUUCAUCCGUCGCGGGAGAUGGUAAAGCGCCGAUAAAUAAAAUGCUGCUGAAAUAUUCAUCUGAAAUCGAUGCUAGUCAAUUACAAAAAAUCCUGAAAACUCACUGGAAACUGUAUUUGUCUGAAAAACCAAGCUUAGAACUGUGUAAGAGUUUAAUCAUGCUAAGAGAUUUUAAUAUUAGUGGGAAAAUUAAUCUGGCAGAUUUACCGACAUUGUUGCAAGUUUUACAAUAUUGGAGGUUAGCUUUUCAAAGAUUUGAAAAAAGUCAUCACUGCGGUAAAACUUCCAGUUAUCACCUGAGGGCAUUAUUAUGGGAAGUUGGGUGCACUGUCAGUAAUAAAGUGUUAGAAUGUUUAAUUCUAAGGUUUGCCAAAGACCGAGUAUUAACUGCAGAAAAUUAUAUCAUGGCUUUAGUGCGGUUACAUCUUUCUCAUGACAGGUAUCAUAAUCUGGAUACAAAAACAAAGAGCAAUCCUCUAACUUUAGAAGAGAUGAUCCUAAUGACCAUUUACUCCUGAAACAUACGUGUAGACAAGACUUUAACCAAAACCUAAUGGAUAUGAGAGUAGACAUAUUUGGUUAACUGACUAUAUUAAGAACCAAAGAAAUUGUGUACAAGAUUCUUAUGUUAAACGAUUUUAUUUGUUGUUUUUAUUUACAAAUAUAUUUAUCUUUAUUUAUUUACACCAAAA